GUCGGCGAUGGCGACCAAUCCAACGACGCUUCCGAUAAUUCCACCGAGCCUUCCUCUUCUUCUUCCUCCGCCGCCGCCGCCGCCGAUGAUAGCUCUUCCAAGCCGAUUGUUCUCGUCACCAAUGGCAACGGGAUUGACUCCCCUGGCCUAACUUCCCUCGUCGAUGCUCUCGUUUCUCAAGGCCUUUACAAUGUCCAUGUUUGCGCUCCUCAAUCGGAUAAAUCAGUUUCUGGUCAUUCGGUCACUCUCCGAGAAACGGUCGCUGUGAGUUCCGCGGAAAUUAAGGGUGCCACAGCUUAUGAAGUUUCAGGGACUCCUGCAGAUUGUGUUUCAUUAGCGUUAUCUGGGGCACUGUUUUCCUGGUCCAAGCCUUUGCUGGUGAUUAGCGGAAUUAAUCGGGGAUCAAGCUGUGGCCAUCACAUGUUUUAUUCGGGCGUUGUUGCUGGAGCUAGAGAAGCAAUGAUAGGUGGUGUACCGUCUUUGUCGAUAUCCCUGAAUUGGAAGAAGGACACAAGUCAAGAAAAUGAUUUCAAAGAUGCAGUAGUUGUUUGUUUACCUUUGAUAAAUGCAGCUAUUAAGGAUAUUGAAAAAGGAAGUUUCCCGACGGAUUGUUCUCUAAACGUAGAACUUCCAACUUCGCCUUUGUCAAACAAGGGUUUUAAAUUAACCAGGCAAAGUAUGUGGCGAUCUACUCCUAAUUGGCAAGCUGUUUCAGCUAAUCGGUACCCUGCAGGACAUUUCAUGUCCAAUCAACAAAGCCUUGGCAUCCAGCUUGCACAGCUAGGUCGGGAUGCCUCUGCCGCGGGUGCAGCUCGUCGCUUGGCAACCCAAAGGAAGAAUGUGGAGAUUGUUGAAUCCACUGGAGCUGCAGGAAAAACUGAGCCUGAACUGGUUAAAAAGUACUUCCGGCUAGAGUUUCUGGAUAAGGAGCAUAAUGACGUGGAUGAGGAUCUGGACUUCAGAGCGCUUGAAAGUGGAUUUAUUUCAGUUACUCCCCUCUCUCUUUCUCCGAACAUUGAGUCAGAAACUCAUACAGCUGCCUCAGAUUGGAUUUCUUCCGUGCUUCAGCAAGAGCAAUAAGUCUUCUGCAGUCCAGCAUGAUUUUUUUUUUUGUGUACAUUUGCCUUUUGGAGUUCUGACCUUUUUUUUUUUGGGUUCUCAAUUUUUAAGGUAUGCAGGUCUGAUUUUUAGCCACCGAUUUAGAGUCGAUCGUGGUCUCUUACUCUUUUUAUUUUAAUUUUUCUUGGUCUAUUUUAUUUGUGUCCAUUGUUUCAGUUCUUUAACCUCCUGUUCCUAUGAUGGAGCAAAUGUUUCCUGUAAUCUCAUUUGGCAGGUUUUAGUAAGUGCCAGUUUGUCUGUUUUACUGUCGUUACCAGCAAAACUGCUUGUAAUGUAAUGGAUCCUUUCCAUUUUUAAAUUAAAUAUAAAUUUGAUGGGUU
This is a messenger RNA of Morus notabilis, 1439 nucleotides long. RefSeq names its product 5'-nucleotidase SurE. The annotation marks the transcript as partial. The record is from RefSeq and is a predicted model, not a curated record. The transcript has 10 exons. Gene Ontology annotation, molecular function: nucleotidase activity. NCBI's taxonomy places the organism in Eukaryota, Viridiplantae, Streptophyta, Magnoliopsida, Rosales, Moraceae.